AUGAGUUUUGGGGGUUUUGUAGAGAACAAUUCAGGAGGUGGUGGAGGUGUGAGAAACAUAGGAGAAAUUUCCUACAACAACGAAAGAAUGCCAUUUGGUUCAUUCUCACAACCUCGUCUUGUUACUACUCCAACUUUGGCUAAAUCCAUGUUCAACUCAUCUGGAUUGUCACUUGCACUUCAAACUAAUAUUGAUGGACAAGAAGAUGUGAAUAGAUCAAUGCAUGAGAAUUUUGAGCAAAAUGGUUUGAGAAGGAGUAGAGAAGAGGAGCAAAGUAGAUCUGGUAGUGAUAACUUGGAUGGUGUUUCUGGUGAUGAACAAGAUGCUGAUGAUAAACCUCCUAGGAAAAAGAGAUAUCACCGACACACUCCUCAACAGAUUCAAGAGCUUGAAGCUUUGUUUAAGGAGUGUCCUCACCCAGAUGAAAAGCAAAGAUUGGAACUUAGCAAAAGGCUUUGUUUGGAAACAAGACAAGUUAAGUUUUGGUUCCAAAAUCGAAGAACACAAAUGAAGACUCAAUUGGAAAGGCAUGAGAACUCAUUGCUUAGGCAAGAGAAUGAUAAGCUAAGAGCUGAGAAUAUGUCUAUAAGGGAUGCAAUGAGGAAUCCUAUAUGUUCGAAUUGUGGUGGUCCAGCUAUAAUCGGCGAGAUUUCACUUGAGGAACAGCAUCUUCGAAUCGAGAAUGCAAGGUUGAAAGAUGAGCUAGAUAGAGUUUGUGCACUGGCUGGGAAGUUUUUAGGCCGUCCAAUUUCUUCGUUACCUAACUCAAGUUUAGAACUUGGUGUUGGAGGAAACAACAAUGGUUUUAAUGUGAUGAACAAUGUUUCUUCAGCAUUACCUGAUUUUAGUGGAGGGAUGAAUAAUAACCCUCUAGCCAUUGUGUCUCCUUCGACUAGGCCAACAACUUUGGUGGGUGGAUUUGAUAGAUCGGUCGAAAGGUCUAUGUUUCUUGAGCUUGCUUUGGCUGCGAUGGAUGAGUUGGUUAAGAUGGCUCAAACUAGUGAGCCUCUUUGGAUUAGGAGUCUAGAAGGGGGAAGGGAGAUUUUGAACCAUGAUGAAUAUUCAAGGACUUUCACUCCUUGCAUUGGUUUGAGACCUAAUGGUUUUGUCUCCGAGGCCUCUAGAGAGACCGGCAUGGUCAUAAUCAAUAGCUUGGCCCUUGUCGAGACUCUUAUGGACUCGGAUCGAUGGAUCGAGAUGUUUCCAUGUAUCAUUGCAAGAACCUCAACAACCGAAGUGAUAUCUAAUGGAAUAAACGGAACAAGAAAUGGCGCACUUCAACUAAUGCAAGCUGAACUUCACGUGCUAUCACCUUUAGUUCCGGUUCGCGAGAUAAACUUCCUUAGGUUUUGCAAGCAGCAUGCAGAAGGAGUUUGGGCUGUAGUCGACGUGUCUGUCGACACCAUCAGAGAAACUUCCGGCGCUACAAGUUUUAUGAACUGCAGGAAGCUUCCUUCUGGUUGUGUUGUGCAAGAUAUGCCUAAUGGUUACUCCAAGGUGACAUGGGUGGAACAUGCAGAAUAUGAAGAAAACACAGUCCACCAGCUUUAUAGACCAUUGUUGAGUUCAGGUAUGGGAUUCGGUGCGGCACGUUGGGUCGCUACUCUACAACGCCAAUGCGAGUGUCUUGCCAUAUUAAUGUCCUCCGCCGCACCUUCUCGAGACCACUCCGCAAUAACUGCAGGAGGAAGGCGGAGCAUGCUGAAGCUCGCACAGCGAAUGACGAACAACUUCUGCGCGGGGGUAUGUGCCUCCACAGUCCACAAAUGGAACAAGCUGAGUCCCGGAAACGUGGACGAAGAUGUAAGAGUGAUGACACGUAAAAGCGUCGACGAUCCUGGCGAGCCUCCAGGGAUUGUGUUGAGUGCAGCAACAUCAGUAUGGCUCCCAGUUUCGCCUCAAAGACUGUUCGACUUUCUGCGCGACGAGAGGCUCCGUAGCGAAUGGGAUAUACUAUCCAACGGUGGUCCCAUGCAAGAAAUGGCUCAUAUUGCCAAAGGACAAGAUCAUGGCAACUGCGUUUCUCUUCUCCGUGCUAGUGCUAUGAAUUCGAACCAGAGUAGUAUGCUGAUACUACAAGAAACAUGCAUAGACGAGGCGGGGUCGCUUGUAGUUUACGCGCCGGUGGAUAUUCCGGCCAUGCAUGUUGUGAUGAACGGUGGCGAUUCAGCUUACGUUGCUUUGUUACCGUCUGGGUUUGCGGUUGUACCCGAUGGGCCUGGGUCUCGUGGGCCGGAGAAUGGGCCGACAGCAAACGGAGGCGAGGCUCGUGUUAGCGGAUCACUUUUAACAGUGGCAUUUCAGAUCCUUGUGAAUAGUCUUCCCACGGCAAAACUCACCGUGGAAUCAGUCGAAACAGUGAACAAUCUCAUUUCUUGCACCGUUCAGAAAAUCAAAGCUGCACUUCAUUGUGAAAGCUGA
Messenger RNA from Vicia faba (fava bean), 2421 nucleotides. Lineage: Eukaryota; Viridiplantae; Streptophyta; Magnoliopsida; Fabales; Fabaceae. The record is from the annotation of a GenBank genome assembly.